Plasmopara halstedii is the source of this 1602-nucleotide messenger RNA. RefSeq lists its product as uncharacterized. The record is from RefSeq and is a predicted model, not a curated record. Lineage: Eukaryota; Oomycota; Peronosporomycetes; Peronosporales; Peronosporaceae. Bases 1 to 1602 code for a protein of 533 amino acids. The transcript is spliced from 6 exons.
AUGGUGACCAGCGAGGAGCAUCAGCGAAAUUGUACUGAGAAACGCGAGGGUUUGAAUGGAGAUGUUUCGAACGAAAGCGCACCUGGAAAGACAAAAUCACCGUCGAAUGCAGCAGUACUCAAAGCUGGAUUGAAGCCGAAUUUGUCUUUGUCAGAGGCGACUACUCAAUUGCGCGUACUGUGUCGAAAAUUUGCCGCGCUUACAGAGAAAGUAAAGGAGGAAACGAAAGUUCGCAAGGCUGCAGAACGCGAGAUUCAACGACUUGAAGCACUUCUGGACAAAAGCACGUCACCUGUUGUUGCCUCUUGUCGAGCAAACACGAAUGUUUACGUUCGUGAGCUUAAAGAUACUCAAGACAAGUUGCGACAGGAGCUGCGCCAUGAGAAAGAAAAGAACGAACGAGUUGUGGCAAAGGCGCUAGAGCUUGAGCAUAUAACAAGUAAGCAUCAGACGGCGUGGGAUAAAGAGCAAGUGUACAAGAUUCAGUCAACACUGAAGCUUACAAUCGAGGAACUCGAGGAGGAACUUUUGCGAAAAGAAGAAAAUGUUCAAUCGUAUCGCGAGCAAUCACAGCGUGAUAGAGUUAGGAUCAAAGCGCUUGAGGAUGAAAUUUGUGCGAAAGAUGAAGCACAGAGAAGUGCACAAGAAAGCAGGCGACAGCUCGAGGCAGAUCUACAGCAAGCUCAGACUGACAUCACGAAUGAACUUGGAAACAUGCAGCGUAUUCAUGAUCAGGCACAGGAAGAUCGGGCGUUGCGGGAUACGUUAGAACAACAAAUAGUGACGCUGAACGAAGUGAAUACUGCAUUGGAACAGCGAAGUCGUGCACUCGUUCGGCGACUAGAGCUUUCAUCGACUUUGACGCAGGAGUGCCAAGAUCUCAAGUCACAAGUUCGCGACGCUGAAUUGAAGAAUGCGAAUCUGGUUCAGACGAUUCGAGAAAUUAAGGAUGAGCAACGUAAUCGCGACAAGGAUUGGAAGGUGCGACUAGAACGAGUCAAGGAAGAGAGAGAUCAGUUCAAGCACAACGUGAGCGAGCUUCAGGAAGACAUUGCGUCACUUCAAGCUCAAAACUCUCUUUUUUCCGAAUGGAUGCUCGUUCGCAAUGAAAAUGCAAUUGUUGCUCAGCGAGACGCAUGUUUAGAUCACGAGUCACUUCAACUUCGAAGUCGAUCAAACUCUUCAAUGGUAAAAUUUAAGAAACCUUGGCCUUCAGAGCAAGCACAUAAUACCAAUAUUAGUAGAGAUAGUACACACAGUCGCGUCACAUUUUACAGCGAGGAAUGUCGAGGUGAUGAAACGCAGUAUAUGAAUGAGUCAAGUACGCGACAAAGUUCACGAAAAUGGAACGCAAGAACUCCAUGUGGACAUCAAAUAGCGCGUCAGGAGCAAGUUACUCCUCUACCACAAUCAUCUGAUGAUAGGAAUCGACAGACGUCAAUCUCGUCUUCAUGUUCUGCUGCUACAAAUGGAGUAUCCUCCUCCGAUCAUGAGCGAUUAAAAACACUUAUGACUCGCAAUCGUGAACUGCAGCGACGACUACAACAAGAAACUAUGGCUACACAAACUCUCGAGCAAGAGAUAACAUAUAUGACGUCAUGA